Molecule: messenger RNA, 1599 nt
Organism: Eurytemora carolleeae
Lineage: Eukaryota; Metazoa; Arthropoda; Copepoda; Calanoida; Temoridae
Exons: 9
Coding region: 28-1071 (347 amino acids)
Biological process (GO): positive regulation of transcription by RNA polymerase II; cytokine production
Molecular function (GO): protein binding
Source: RefSeq, a predicted model, not a curated record
CAGUUUUCUAAAUGUUUACAGAAGAAAAUGAGUGAUUCUGAUUCCGAUGAUUAUGGAGAACUUGAUUUUGUUUCUGCAGCUUCGACCAACCUUAAAUCAGUUUUGAGGAAACCAAUUAGCACAUCAUCAAUAUCACCAUCACUAGAGAUAGAGGCUGAAGACCUAGAAUCAAAUUGUGAUUCUCCUAGCUUGGAUGACAGUUCAUUCAUGGAUAACAGUACCACACUCAGCCUGGAUGACAGCGUAUAUGUGAGUGCGGAUGACAGCUUGAAAAGGAAGACGGAUGAAAGUCCUGCACCUACAAAGAGAAGAGGAAGGAGGUCUGCGGCUGCUCUUGACAAGGAAAAUCUCCAAACAAGUCCUAUUCCCCCUCCCCCAGCCCCAACCCCUGGUCCGAAACCUCGAGCAGUUCGAGGAGCAAAAAGGACGAAAAAGACCGAACAGGCGCUCAAGAUGAUCGAAAAUAAGAACGCUAAAGCGCGCCUACCUGAGUGCUUUAAGAAAAAACAAAACGGAAAAAAUGUAGGAGAAUUAUCAAUCAGUAUAGGGGCAGAGGAACAAAUUGAAAUCGUAGAGGACUCUUUUGAAAUCAAGGUUAAAUGGAAGACAAAUGUGAUGAGAAUUGAGGUUCAAGAUGAAGAAAGGUUAGGUGCAGUAAUGGACAGGUUUGCUGCUGAAGUUGGUCUAUCUGCUGGAGAUAUUGGAUUUCUAAAUAGAGAUCAAGAUGAUGGUGGAGAUGAGAGUCAUGAAUCCUGGAUACCAAGAGAAACAACUGUAUCCAACCUUGGCCUUUCGGUUGUAUCCUUCCUAGUAGCCAGGGCACGGGAUUCAGGAAACCAGGCAGAUUUGAUAGAACUUAAAGUUCAGACGAAGGAUAGAAGAGAAUCUGUAAAUAUCAAGGUGAAGAAGACGGAUAAGAUGCAGGUUUUGAUGAACAAGUUUGCCGAGCUGAAGAAGAUACCUUUGGAGAACCUGAGAUUUUUCUUCGAUGGUGAGGAGUUGGAAGCUUCAGAAACAGCUGAAACCUUGGAUCUCGAGGGAGGAGAGUGUAUUGAUGUUCAUUCAACAUAAAUCCGCCAUCUUUAAUAAUUUAUCAGCAGAAGAAUUUCAACUUGUCGACCGUGUAAACUCGUAUUGGGUACCUGAUGUAAACAUUUUGUUGAAAUAAUCAUUGAAAACAAGUCGAUGGAGUUUAUGAACGUUUUAAACAUUCAUAGGAAGAAAGAAAACCUCCAAUUCCCGUAUUUUACCCUGAAACCUAACUUUUCAAAAUAUUUCUAUUUUUGUGCCAAAUCUUAUGAAAUUUAGUAAGAUUAUUUAAACCGGGCAAUACGUCACACAAAUUAUCUGUAAUAACCAAUCUUCCUGAAGUUUUAGCCCAUUAUAAAAAUUCUAGUGAAACUAUUGAGAGAAAAUGUCCACCCUGCAUUUAAAUCCUUCCAUGUAACUGUAAAAUAUAUAGAUAUAUAUUUUUUUAUUAAGAUCUAGUUGAAGUAUGUAAUGAUCUAGUUGAAGUAUGUAAUAUGUUUCUAUUUACUGGGCCACGAUAUUCUAAUUCAUUUUGACAGAUUAUAAUACAAUCAAAAUUUUUUUAAUUUU